Rattus norvegicus (Norway rat) is the source of this 1630-nucleotide messenger RNA. Lineage: Eukaryota; Metazoa; Chordata; Mammalia; Rodentia; Muridae. The record is from RefSeq and is a predicted model, not a curated record.
GUGGAGAGGAGAAAAGUUGCAGCCCGUGCUGACACACAGUUACAUGUUUUGCCCCAGACCCUCCUUGGGCUCAGAGACAGAGCAGUGACCAUGGCCACACUGGUGCUGUCUCCUGUGCCCUGCCACUGGCUGAUGUUCCUGCUGCUGCUCCUCUCAGGUGAGCCAGUACCAGCGAUGACAAAGAGUGACCAGCCACCGAUUUUCCAAGGAAGCCCUUGUUCCAAGAUCUGGCAGCACCCGAGGUUUGCAGCCAAAAAGCGGAGCUCCAUGGUGAAGUUUCACUGCCACACAGACUACUCAGGUGUCAUGACCUGGUUCCGGCAGAAAGGGAACCAGAGGCCUCAGGAACUGUUCCCAGAAGACGGACACAUUUCGCAGACCCGGAAUGGCUCUGUCUACACCCUCACUCUCCAAAACAUCCAGUAUGAGGAUAACGGCAUCUACUUCUGCCAGCAGAAGUGCAACAGCACCGAACCUGAUGUUACCGAUGGCUGUGGCACGGAACUUCUAGUCUUAGGAUUCAGCACGUUGGACCAACUGAAGCGGCGGAACACGCUGAAAGAUGGCAUUAUCAUGAUCCAGACCCUCCUCAUCAUCCUCUUCAUCAUCGUCCCCAUCUUCUUACUACUAGACAAGGUGCCCACUGGAACUGGGGAGUGGGAGGAGCUCUGGAAGGCUGGGAGGUUGGCACAGGGCAGACAGGACCUGGGCGGGGUCCCCAUAUUCUCAGACUCUGUGGCUGCUCAUCCAGCUCCAAGCCUGUCCAUUGGCUCACUGUUCGUUCAUUCAUUUGGUCUUGGAGACUCCUUCCCUCUUCCUCUCCCCCACCCUGACCCACAUCCCUGGCCCAUCAGGGGGCAGAGAUGGAGGACCCUAACCCUCUGAACUGCAUUCUCUCCCCACCCUACCCCCACUCUCCUGCAGGAUGACAGCAAGGCCGGGAUGGAAGAGGACCACACCUAUGAGGUAAGGGUCAGGGUUGCUUAGCAACUGAGCUGCAGCGUCCACCCUUUGUUGUGAUGCUUAGAACGAGGCCCAGAUCUGACCUCCCAUUUGUGUUCCUAGGGCUUGAACAUUGACCAGACAGCCACCUAUGAAGACAUAGUGACUCUUCGGACAGGGGAGGUAAAGUGGUCUGUGGGAGAGCACCCAGGCCAGGAGUGAGGGCCACCUCCAUCCUGCUCAACUCUUGGGCCUCACUGUUUCCAAACUGCCUGGCUCACAGUCUGUUCCCUGCUUCCUGGAUACCCUGGCCAGCAUCUGAAGUUGGACCAUCAAUGUCACCUCUCUUUCUAGCCUCUGGUCCCCAGCUCUUGCUGAAGGGCCCGGGGUAGAAGGACAAUAGGGUGGUGGCAUGGAGUAAGGAGUUCUCUGGGGGAUAGACUUGACCCAAGGCUUCUGGAAAUGCUAUGCAGUUUCUGUCCCCAUGUUUGGGACAGGAAAGCAGAGACUUGUUGGAAUCUGCAAAUGGACUCAGCACAUUGGCUUCCUGAGGAGUCCGGGAAGGACCACGGUUCACAGUGGCACCUAGAAGGGAAUGCCAGAAUGCCACUUCUCCCUCUCAUCCCAGGGAUCCCCUAAAGCCUAUAGCCCAUCCUCCUGUGGAAUAAACAGCGUAUCUGACACCAGA